AUGGCUUCCAACGACUACUACAACCAGGACCACCUCAACAAGCCUCUGCCCCCGCCGCUGAGUACCUCGCCUGCUCCGAUGGAUGGUCCCCAUCGACAGGACACUGUCGGUACCUACGCCAGUUCGCAAUAUUCCCAGCGAGGCAACACCAUCCCCGCCCAUCAAGCCUACCCAGCGAGAUCCGACACUUACGCCUCAACUGUCCCAUCGCUCCCCUCAAUCCCACCACAGCACAGGCAGGACACGUACACUUCGUCGGUCUACACCGCGCAAGCACCUUACGGCGCACCAUCUCCAGCGCCCGCGCCCUCUCUGUACUCUAAUGCUCCGUCCUACUCGAACCCCCCUUCUUACACGACCCAACAACAUCUGGGCACCCAGCCACCAGGGCAGAACCCUUCGCCAGUCUCAAACACCUCCGCGUCGCCCUUCGAUACCGUGUUCGAUGACCAUGCCUACCCAGCGACCUCUUACCAGUCUGCAACGUCAAGUCGCCAGCAUCUGACAGGCAAGGAUACGUCGUACAAUGGCGGAAAUGGUUCGCCGUCCGACGACCGGGUACAUUCGCAAGAUGCCAUUCCCCUGCAGGACCGCGCACCCAAAGAUCCAAAUGAUGAUCUCGACCACGUCUACGAGGCGCCGCGGCGGAGCAGGACGCAGAAGAAGCAAGGCGUGCGGUUUGGCGAGCUGGGCAUGUUCGGCGCAUACGGCAACCGCAUCCCUUGGGUCGUCUACAUUUUCACAGUGGUCCAGGUUGGCGUUUUUAUCGGCGAGGUUGCCAAAAAUGUCAUCGAGACCGGAUCUCCAAUUAUGAUAAAACCCUCCUUCAACCCCAUGAUCGGCCCUUCGACGUACGUUAUGAUCAACUUUGGUGCAAGGUUCACGCCUUGCAUGCACAACGUGGACGGCAUCACGAACGCCAACGAGACUAUCAGCUGGCCGUGUCCCAACACCACCUCUUCCGACACUUCCUCAUAUACUUGUACCUUGUCCGACCUGUGUGGAUUCGGGGGGAUUCCCGAGCCCAAGUACACUGUUGACGCAAGCAUGAGCGACAAGCCAGAACCCAAUCAGUGGUGGCGCUUCAUCCUGCCCAUGUUCAUGCACGCUGGACUGAUCCACAUCGCCUUCAACCUGCUACUCCAGCUGACAAUGGGCAAGGAGAUGGAGAGGUCUAUCGGGUCGCUCCGGUUCUUCCUGGUCUAUGUGAGCUCUGGGAUAUUCGGAUUCGUUUUGGGAGGAAACUACGCUGGCGCCGGACUGGCUUCUACUGGUGCAUCCGGCUCGCUCUUCGGCGUCAUCGCUCUGACCCUGCUCGAUCUCUUCUACUCAUGGUCCGACCGCGUCACGCCCGUCAGGGACUUGAUGUUCAUCAUGCUGGACAUUGUUAUCUCGUUCGUCCUCGGGCUCCUACCAGGUGUCGACAACUUCUCUCAUAUUGGCGGAUUAUUGAUGGGUCUCGCGCUGGGCCUCUCAGUGCUGCAUUCACCGAACGCGCUGCGGCGCAGGAUAGGCGAUGACUCGCCUUACUCGACAGUCAACGCGGGCUACACAGGGGACAAGCCACCAGGAUUCCUCAAGAACCCUGUUGGCUUCUUCAAGGGUCGAAAGCCGUUCUGGUGGGCCUGGUGGCUGGUCCGUGCCGGUGCGUUGCUGCUGGUGUUUGUCGUCUUCAUUGUGCUGCUGCAGAACUUUUACGUCUAUCGUAAGACCUGCAGUUGGUGCAAAUAUCUGAGUUGCUUGCCUGUCAGCAACUGGUGCAACAGCGGGCUUACGUUUACAUAA
Diaporthe amygdali is the source of this 1785-nucleotide messenger RNA. Its product is annotated as rhomboid family membrane protein. The record is from RefSeq and is a predicted model, not a curated record. The transcript is spliced from 3 exons. Gene Ontology annotation, biological process: proteolysis. Gene Ontology annotation, molecular function: serine-type endopeptidase activity. Bases 1 to 1785 code for a protein of 594 amino acids. Gene Ontology annotation, cellular component: membrane. Lineage: Eukaryota; Fungi; Ascomycota; Sordariomycetes; Diaporthales; Diaporthaceae.